This is a messenger RNA of Homarus americanus (American lobster), 1892 nucleotides long. RefSeq names its product BTB/POZ domain-containing protein 6-like. NCBI's taxonomy places the organism in Eukaryota, Metazoa, Arthropoda, Malacostraca, Decapoda, Nephropidae. The record is from RefSeq and is a predicted model, not a curated record. The transcript is spliced from 7 exons. The coding region runs from base 212 to 991 and encodes 259 amino acids. Gene Ontology annotation, molecular function: protein binding. Gene Ontology annotation, biological process: neurogenesis. Gene Ontology annotation, cellular component: cytosol; P-body.
GCCAACAGCGUCAUUCACUCAGACACUUGAGGUGAACAGAUAACAGUGGUUCAGUGCAGUAAGGGGACGUAAACGUAGGCCCAGCAGAUACCUUUAACAUUGUUGCGUUGCUCAAUACAAACGCCGUUUCUGGUGACAAAGUGAGUCCCUGUGGCCUUUGCCAGGUUGGGAAUUCAGGAGAUAACAUAGGAAACCGGACGUGAGGUUUAUAAUGACAAGUUCAGGAAACAAGUACUGGCAGUGUCAUCAAGCCACCAUAAAUGAGCGCCUUGCUUUCCUCAGGAUGUCUACAAAACUAUCUGACCUCACCAUUUCCUUUCCUGGCCACAAGACAGAGAUUCAGGCUCAUCGACUGAUACUGGCGAUGAGUUCACCUGUGUUUGAGGCGAUGCUUUAUGGGCCCCUGGCAGAGAAAGACGUGUUGUUUCUAAAUGAUGACCAGCCUGAAGCCUUCAGAUGCCUGCUUGACUAUAUCUACAGCAAUAACAUCAACUUUACUGGGGUUGAGUUCACCCAUCAAGUGUACCAUCUGGCACACAAAUAUCAACUUGAUGAAAUCUGUCAGAUUUGUUCAGAGAAUCUGGCUGAAGAAAUUACCGAGGAGAACUUUCCAUUUGUUUAUGACACCGCUCUCUUCUUCGAUGAUCAUAAGUUACUCCAACGAUGUGAGGAGGUGCUAAUAACAGCCGCUGACCAAGUUUUAAAAUCCAAGAACAUCACGUAUCUUCGAUCAUCAUCACUAAAGCAGCUUCUCAGCCACCCAAGACUUGCAGUAUCUUCAGAGGCAAAUGUCUUCUCUGCCCUAUUGUCUUGGGGCUUAAGUCAGGUGAAAGCUGAAUAUGCUGUGGGACCAGUGACUUACUCACCUGUAGUUGAGAAAGAAUCACCCAAGAGCAUCUCUGCAAAGGAGGACGAAAAUGAGAAAGAGGAAGAAGCAGUUGAGAAGCACCAGUACAAACAAGAAAUGCAUAUACCAAAACUUCGUCCAUAGUGGAAGAUCCUCCUCUGGUAAGGUUCCUUACAAUGACAGCUAAAGAAUUUAUUCAAUAUGUGAUACCCUCGGGCAUUGUCACUGAAGAAGAGGGUGUUAUUAUUUUGCAAGGGAUCGAAGGUAUGUACUGUACUCUGCCCAAAUUUGUGUCUUCUGUUGCAGCGAAGAAGCGGUAUCCAUCCCGAAUAAAAUCUGUUGUUUUGUCAAUUUACCAGAUGAACAACGGCACUAGCAUCAAUUUUAUAUAUUAUACCACAAUUAAUCAUCACUUGCUUCAAAAUUUCAAGACAACCAAGGCAGUAUUGGUGGUGAAGAUUUCAUCUGCAUUUAUAUCAAGCCUUAAAGAAGGCAUUGUGACUGUGAAUGAUUCAAAUGGUGAAAUUGGUAAGGGUACAUGGAGAGGUACAGCUUGUCACUUUAAGAGACCCAUUAAAUUAGUACCUGGCGUGAUUUAUAACUUCGUAUUAAACAUUGAAGCAGCUUCCAUUGCAGUUAGAAACAGCAAUAUCAAUGUAUCACAAGACGAUGAUGUUACAUUCGUUGGCACGACUUCUUGUUUCCACAAUCUUGAGAUCGAAUAUACAACUGAAAAUUAGUGCUGACAGAAACCCAGAUUAAGUGUAAAUUAACAUUACAAUUCUUAGAAAGUGGAAUGAAUAAGAAGAAGGAAUAAUGGUAAAUCCUUUGUAGUGUAAGUGUGUGCACAUGCUAUACUGCAGUGUGUUGCUGGCUCUUGCACACAAACAAUUAGAAUAACAAAUACUGAAUUAUAGUUGUGUAAUUUUUUAUUAUCAUUAUCUUAUGGAAUAUAAUUAAAGUAUCAAUUAUUGUGAACACUGUUUUAUUGUGUAAAGGUACUGUAGUUUGUGUGUAAGAUAUAUUCUAGGAACGAAGACCAUAG